GGACAUAACGCUGCUUCAACGCUUCCUUUACAUGGAAUAGAACUAUUGUACUCUAGCGCACUCUGUUACAUUCUAUUCUCUGCUGUAUCCGAACGCUUCUUCUUUUUUACCGGGUAAAGCGGAUGAGGCGAAAAGUGAAAUGAGAUACCACGUUAUGGCAAAGUCAAAAUGAAAUUAAAAAAAGUAGAACUUAUGACAGAUUUGAAAUUAUGAGAUGCUAAAAAUCAAUUAUGAAAAUUAUUAAAAACGAUGACAGUCAAAAUUAUGAGACAAAAAGGUCUUAUUAUGAGGUACUAAGUUAACUUUGACGUACUAAGUCGUAAUUAUAAGAUUUUAAAAUAAAUUACAAAAAGGUUUUAUCGCAUGCUUAUCUCAUAUGUUUAUAUAUUAUUAUUUUUCUGCUGAUUUUUGGCGCACAGUCAAAACCGGUGCAGGUUUUGAGAAGUUGCGAGGAGACGGAUUUUAUAUAAAAUUGUGUUUUAGGCAAGGAUUCAAUACUUUCUGAGGAUGUCGAACAUUGUAGGACAUUUCAGAGCAACCUGUCACCCGAGAGUGUUGUCAAAAGACCCGGUACUUCGGUAAAAAAAAAAAAAAAAAAAAAAAAAAAAAAAACAUGAAAACACGGUACCAAGUGUUCUUUAAGAUGUACCGAGUACCGGCUCAACCCGCUUCUUGACGCACGCCCUCGCGAUGCAGAAAACGCGGACGGAAUCUUGGAAUCCGGUUUUAAACGACCUCCGCAAACAGGAGGAGACUGGGGAGCUCACCCUGCCGGUUCUCUUUGUGCUGCUGGUCCUGGUGUCCGUGUUGCUGUACUUUGCAGUGUCGCUCAUGGAUCCCGGUUUUGUCCUGUCUGACGAAUGUGACGUGCAGUUCACGCUCGGUAUCGCAGAAGAAACACAGGAUAUGAUUCCACAGACCACAAAGUCCAUACGGCUCCGGCGCUGUGGGCACUGUCUGGUGCAGCAACCCAUGAGAUCCAAACACUGCCAGACGUGCCAGCACUGCGUGCGGCGCUACGAUCACCACUGCCCCUGGAUAGAGAACUGCGUCGGGGAGAGAAACCACCGCUGGUUUGUGCUUUAUCUGGCAGUGCAGCUUGUCGUCUUACUCUGGGGGCUGUACAUGGCCUGGUCCGGCUUCAGUCACGCUCCCACCUGGCAGCUGUGGUUGAGGACCAACGGUGUGCUUCUGGGAGCAGCGGCCGUGGUGGCCGUCCUAUCCCUCACCGUGCUUCUCCUCCUGGGCUCUCACCUGUACCUGGUGUCGCUGAACACCACUACAUGGGAGUUCAUGUCUCGACACAGAAUCUCUUACCUCAAGCACUGCGGUGCAGACGAAAACCCCUUCGACCGCGGAACCCUGCGCAAUCUCUGGGGCUUCUUCUGCAUUUGGGAACCGGUGGUUUGGGAGCAUGUGUAUUUCAAGCAAAGCAACGAUCCCAUUUAAUUCCCUCGGAGUCACGACUGCCGUGACAAAUAACCCAGUAGAUGGAAGUCAGUGUUUUGGUGGAAAUCGCUCCUAACUGCAUCUGCAGAACAUCUAAUCUACUUUUUCCUUGUGAAUGACCCAUUACGUUUUGAAAAAGCGAUUUUUAAGUGCAUGAACUUUGUAGUUGCAAUGAUGUUUGAAAAAGUGUUAUGAAAUAGGAUGGAAUGAGCAUUUUUAUAAAAGGUGUUUUGUGAGUAUUUUGCCCACAUAGAACUUUGACGAUUCGUUUGUGCUGAUUUUGCACAUUUUAACGCAGAACAAAAAGCACAAAAUCACAGUAACGUUUUAAAAUGUGAAUUGUGGUUUCCCAUUAAUGCAAUACAUAGAUAUAUUAAAGUUUUAUAUGCUAAUUAUUUAUUAUCCUGGCUCUGCUCCUAUAAUCUCUCUUUCAUGGUACUAAAAAGCCGUUGGACAAAAGUAAUUAAACUAGACACCCUGUCAGCUUAUUUUAUAGCAGCAGCAGAUGAUGUACUGUUACAUCAGAAAUUAUGAUGUGCAAUUAUUGAACUUGUGAAAUACAGUCAGUUGUAUAUACAUAUUUUUAGGAAAAUUGACAUCCCCUUUCAAGGUCCGUUUCAGACAGGGUAACAAGUUCAUGUUUAUUAUACAAAUUAUUUCCUAUAGCACUUUAUAUAUCAGUGGUGAAAUUUCAAUAUGCUUGUAAUGUGACUUUCUAUUAAAUGUACUGAUUUAUCGUGACAUAACGUAAUACACUAAACGUGACAAAUUAACAUUAAAAGACUGAGUUUAGAAUACAAACAUAAUCAGUGCUAUAAUGUUCAACAUUACAGACACUUUUUUUAAUGCAAAACUUUAUAUUUUUAUAUAAGCAGGGCUUUCCUUUGACACAUCAGCAUCUUAAAGAGAGAAAGAUGUAAGUGCAUGUGACACUCCUUUGACUGUUAGAUAUCAGUCCAUUUUGUACAAUGCGGUACACAUAGUGUGAAUUUGAUAUAAUAUAAUCAUAAAAAGCAAUAAUUGUUUGUUUUUACUUCCUUUCAUUUUCUUUAAAUUGCUUAACUUUUGCACUUGAGUGCUUUUAACUAUGACUGAUUUCAUGAAUGAUUUGCGCCGUUUUGAUCUAAGUUAUGCAAUUUUUUUCCCUCAAUGUAAUAUUUUGAAACUUCGGCAUUCAAUAAACUGAACAACAUGG
Molecule: messenger RNA, 2644 nt
Organism: Puntigrus tetrazona (Sumatra barb)
Lineage: Eukaryota; Metazoa; Chordata; Actinopteri; Cypriniformes; Cyprinidae
Gene: zdhhc12b
Product: zinc finger DHHC-type palmitoyltransferase 12b
Exons: 5
Coding region: 691-1449 (252 amino acids)
Biological process (GO): peptidyl-L-cysteine S-palmitoylation; protein targeting to membrane
Cellular component (GO): endoplasmic reticulum; Golgi apparatus
Molecular function (GO): protein-cysteine S-palmitoyltransferase activity
Source: RefSeq, a predicted model, not a curated record